UGAUGGUGCUUCCGUGAUGGUUGGCAAACGCUCUGGUGUUGCUGCAAGACUGAAACAGGUCAAUCCUCUACUGUUAAAUGUACAUUGUGUUUGCCACCGUCUUGCCCUUGCAUGCACAGAUACCAAUCAUACCUUGAAAUACAUCAGCAAUGUAGAGCUAUUGCUUAGGCAGUUAUGGCAGUACUUUCAGAACUCGCCAAAAAGAAUGGCAGCAUAUUUGAAAAUUCAAACCCAGCUGAAAUCUGUACGGCUUGAGGGCAAAGCUGUAAAGGGUGUAACCAAACGCCUGAAAAAAGCAUGCCACACACGAUGGUUGAGUUUUGAAGCUUCGGUAAAAGCUGUUCAUGAAGACUACGAGGCAGUUCUCCAAACGCUUGCGCAUUUCCAAGAGAGUGAUGCAAUAGCCUCAGGUUUGCUGACGAAGAUGAAAAAGCUCAAAUUUAUUGGCGUCAUCUACAUUCUUAGAGACAUUCUUCCCAUCCUUGGUGAUCUGUCCCGUCGAUUCCAAAAGGGAUAUUUGAGUUUUGCAGCCAUUGUACCCGCUAUAAAUAUGACAAAAGAUAGGCUACAUAAUCUCGUUGCUGAUGCCAAACCAAUGGAAAGUCUUAGUCGGGACAUUGAAUCAUUCACUGACAUGUGUGCUGAAAUCAAAAUGAAUCAAAAUGACGCAAAGGAACUGCAUACUCUAUUUGAAAAAUAUGUCAGUGCUUUGGUUGAGAACAUUGACAACAGGUUUACAGAUAGCUCACCAGUCUUGGAAGCAUUCAAUGUUUUUGAUCCAAUGCUGGUGCCUGAUUCUGGUGUUGAGAUGAGGAGUUAUGGUCACGGUCAAAUUGAAGUGCUGUCUAAUCAUUACUUCAAGGAAAAUCCUGAUAAAUCAGACAGACUGAAAGCAGAGUGGGAAGGAAUGAAAUAUCAUUUGAGAGAUGUCAUCAAACCUAGCAUGCCUGAUUCUGUUAAAUCAGGCAAAGAACAAACAGAAACUACUACUGAAUGGUGUCUUCUACAACUGCUAAAGAAUAUUGCAGUGAGGCAACUGUAUCCCAAUGUAAUCUACAUUGCAGAAGUGAUAGCCUCACUCCCAGUUUCUAAUGCAUGGCCUGAGAGAGGUGCUAGUACACUGAAGGCUUUGAAAACAAGGCUGCGUAACAGACUGAGUACAUCCAUGUUAGAGUCUUUGCUUCACAUUUGCAUAAAUGCUCCUAAGCCAUCAUCCCUGGAAGGUCAGCAGCUAGUGAAGGCAGCUGUAAAUGCAUGGUUAGAGAACAGAAACAGGCGUAAACUUCCAAAACAGUCUGGAUCAGCAACAGUCACAGCUGCUAGUGCUACAAGUGUCAUAGAUGUUGAGGAUGCUGGAGUCCAGACAGAUCCAUAUAUGGAUGUUAGUGAAGAUGUCAUCAGGACAGCAGUUGACAUUGCUUUAAAAAAGCUUAGCCUUGACGAGUAUGAUGCUGGCGACUCAGAUUCAGACUGGUCAGAUGACGAAGAUUGUUGUUCCAAAAAUUUGUGACUGUGCAGUUUGGUGUUGGUGAAUAGUUGGGUGCUCUCCGGCUCUCUCAUCUUAGAUUUACUAGAUGCAGUCCCAUCAUGAGAGAUGUUGUUCGAAUCUUUCCCAAAUAAUGGUUCACUGACAGACUCGAUGUAAGUGCAGAGUUGGUUGACACACAUGUCUAUCUCUUCACCUGACGUAGAUGCUUCAAUAUUAAACACAAGGUCGACCUCCACCCUGGUUGGUAGACGUCGUAGCAGCCUGCGACGUUUUCCUUGGUGGCCGUGUACUGGCUGAGCGGACUCUCUGAGGGUUUCCAGUCGAAUGUGCUCGCGCACGGGUUCUACCACUUUGGGUCGAUUUACCAGCUACUUUAGAAAUAGCGUUACUCGCGGACUGUGUUGGCUGUGAGCUGCUAUUCGUGCCGGCGACUUGUUGAGGCUGUGAUAGUUGUGAGGCAUUACCCUGGGAGCGGGUAUUACCAGCUUGUUUCCAGUCGAAGAAGACCGGCGGUGAUGGAUUCUGAGAUGGAGCGUUAAUAGUCGUUUGUGUAUUUGCUCGUGGAGCCGUAUUCGCUGACGAUUUCGGUCCGACGGGCUGGUCUGUAGACGCGUGCGUGUACACCGGUCUACUUAGCAAUCGGCUCCACCCCGGAAAUUCAUCUCUGACCACUUCACUAUUGACUACUACCGCCGCCGGAUACUUUAGCUGAACUCUAGCUGAACGAUUCUAGCCUCUUAUACGUGGGCCACACACGUUUUCUUGCCUGUCUGACUUCGUCUGGAUAAUCCCGGUCGAUUGCAUAGCGACUACCAGCAAGAUAUUUUGCAUUUUUCAUCACAGUGUCAACCUCAUAGCCAUAUCUAAACGUGACUACGAUCGGACGUCUUAGUGGGCCAUUGGAGUUACGCCGAUUAAUAUUACCCAAACGUUCGGUAUUAUCAAUGUAAAAGUCAUUUGCAUUCAGAUUCAUGUUUGUGUACAUGAAAUCAUUGAUCACCUCAUAAUUGUCUUUGCCUGGAACUUCAUCAAGACCAUAGAUGAGAAGAUUUCUCUUACGUUCACGUGUUUCUAAAUCAAUGACUUUGUAGGUUAAUGACAAUAUUUUAUCAUCUUGGUCAUCUAGUCUUUUAUUACAAUCACUGGCUGAUUUUGUCAAAUCAUUUAUACUGUUUUGGUUUUGUUCAACAACAUCAAGUUUUGAGAAUAAAGCAAUAAGUUUA
This is a messenger RNA of Mya arenaria, 2712 nucleotides long. Its product is annotated as zinc finger protein 862-like. The transcript is spliced from 3 exons. The coding region runs from base 17 to 1510 and encodes 497 amino acids. Gene Ontology annotation, molecular function: protein dimerization activity. Lineage: Eukaryota; Metazoa; Mollusca; Bivalvia; Myida; Myidae. The record is from RefSeq and is a predicted model, not a curated record.